AUGGCUGUUGAGUACUUUUCUAAGUGGCCAGAGGUGCAAGCUUUUCCCACUAAUGAUGCUAGGGUUGUUGCUAAGUUCCUUAAGAAAUUAUUUUCUAGGUUUGAUACACCUAAAGCUUCGAUUAGUGAUAGGGGGACCCAUUUUUGUAAUACCCAAUUAGAGAAAGUAUUUAAAUACUAUGGGGUCACACACCGGUUCGCUAUACCCUAUCACCGACAAACUAGUGGGCAAGUGGAGGUAAUUAAUAGGUGUUUGAAGCACAUUCUAGAGAAAACCGUGGGGACUAGUAUGAAGGAUUGGGUUGCCAAGUUAUAUGAUGCAUUAUGGGUUUUUAGAGUAGCUUAUAGGACCUCUAUUGGUUUUACACCAUAUAGGCUAGUUUAUGGUAAGACAUGUCAUUUACCUAUUGAAUUGGAACACAAGGCCCUUUGGGCUUUGAAAUCAUACAACUUUAGUGUUGAUUCUGCAAGUAAAGAAAGACAAUGUCAGCUGAAUGAGUUAGAGGAGUGGCAUCAGCAAGCUUAUGACAGCUCCCUAAUUUACAAGGAUAGGAUGAAGAAGCGGCAUGAUCAAUGA
Messenger RNA from Ricinus communis (castor bean), 576 nucleotides. RefSeq lists its product as uncharacterized. Bases 1 to 576 code for a protein of 191 amino acids. Gene Ontology annotation, biological process: DNA integration. Gene Ontology annotation, molecular function: nucleic acid binding. NCBI's taxonomy places the organism in Eukaryota, Viridiplantae, Streptophyta, Magnoliopsida, Malpighiales, Euphorbiaceae. The record is from RefSeq and is a predicted model, not a curated record. The transcript has a single exon.